Lasiodiplodia theobromae is the source of this 693-nucleotide messenger RNA. Its product is annotated as MFS transporter. Gene Ontology annotation, cellular component: membrane. The transcript is spliced from 3 exons. Gene Ontology annotation, molecular function: transmembrane transporter activity. NCBI's taxonomy places the organism in Eukaryota, Fungi, Ascomycota, Dothideomycetes, Botryosphaeriales, Botryosphaeriaceae. Bases 1 to 693 code for a protein of 230 amino acids. The record is from RefSeq and is a predicted model, not a curated record. Gene Ontology annotation, biological process: transmembrane transport.
AUGGCAAGCACCGAUGCCGAGAGGCACAGUCCCGACGAGCGGUCGCCUCUUCUCCCGCCGCACUCGCCCUCUGCACCAGCCCGGACGAGAUGGAGUCCUGCAACAAUUUCGUACCUCUUCCUGCUGAUCAUAAUCGCCGGGGUUGCCGCCGAUGGCAUCUCUGCUCCUGCUCUGACGCGCAUUUACGAGGCCAUAUACUGCCGCCAGUACUUUGCCGAACACGAUCCGAGCCUGAUCGGCCGUGACAAUGUGCCCGAGAAAUUCUGCAAGAUCCCAGCUGUGCAAGGCAAAGUUGCCAUGCUCAAGGCGUGGCAGACCUUUUUCGAUGCCAUCGGAAGCCUUUCACUCGCCAUCCCAUGGGGCUGGUAUGCCGACUCUCGUGGCCGAAAACCCGUCAUUCUCCUGACCACAUGGUCACUGUUUGCCAGGGCCGUGUGGAUUCAGAUAGUCUGCUUUUGUUGGAAGACUUUGCCUCUCAAGCUAGUGUGGCUGUCUGCAAUACACUCCAUCUCCGGCGGAGCUCCCGUCUUCUCAGCAAUAGCGUACGUCAUUGUUGCCGAUGUCACGCCCCAACAAGAAAGGCAAGUUAUCCUCGGAUACCGGCUGAGCAUGGAACUGACUGGAGCAGAGCGGCCGUCUUCUUCCGAUUUGGCGCUUCACAGCUUUUCGCAACCUUCAUUUCGUCACCAAUAG